AUGAGCACGGCAUCAGCAUCUGAAGCGAGCAACCCCAGACUAGCUCUGCGCGUUCUCGCCUUCCUGUUGUCGGUCAUCGGUAUCGCAAUCUACACCAGCGCAUACCACAACGGAGCUUGGAUAUAUGAUAUUAUUUUCGCCAUCCCAGCGUUGUACUCUUUGAUCAACGCCAUCCUUAUUUUAAUUAAACGCCCCAUCCAUCCCGGUUUCCACGUUGCUUUGGACCUGAUAUUCGCUGCUGCUCUUCUAUUCUUCGGUAUUCUUGGCAUUAUUGGGUACUCAGAAUACACAUAUUAUUAUGAUGUGAAGAAUAGAGCAAUCGCUACUCUUGCGAUCAUGGUUAUCACUGGACUCAUCCACUUUUCCCACUUCGUUUUAGCCUGUUGCGAUGUGCAUCUAAGACGCCACUCUGGUUACUCGGCGCGCUACAACCCAAAAAACGAAAUUGUCUAG
Molecule: messenger RNA, 453 nt
Organism: Penicillium atrosanguineum
Lineage: Eukaryota; Fungi; Ascomycota; Eurotiomycetes; Eurotiales; Aspergillaceae
Exons: 3
Coding region: 1-453 (150 amino acids)
Source: RefSeq, a predicted model, not a curated record